AUGCUCGAUGACCGAGGACCCAAUAACGCGUUCGACAUCGCUGUUCCUCCAGUUCUUCCUCUUUCAAACAACCAACCUCCCGUCCUGUCAGCCUCCACCCAUCCUGUUCUCCCGCCACUCAUGGCUCAUUCACUUCCGACACCUCAUUUUGCCCACACCAACGCCACGACAACAUCACGUAGCACUAUCGAUCGUGCCCGCCAACUUGUUGACCACACCCCUGCAUCGGAAACGACUUCUAUCUUACACGACAACGAGUCGAUGGUGCCCGGGAUGAUUCUGGAUGCGGAAUCGAAUGACGAGAACGAUACAUUGGUUCACGGGGAAGGGCUUGGAGAGGAGGAUGACGCGGACUUGGACCAAGCCAAGACUGAAUUUCCGGGCUGGCUAACGACUCAAUUCAACGCGAUACGUGACGACAUCGCGCAGGGAAAGAUCAGACCGGGAACAUUCUGGAUUCGGUCACCACAAACGACAUGGUCUUUACUUCGCCAUUCUAAUCUUACACCGGACACUCUAUUCACGGCCAAUUUCUUUAUUUGGGACCCACUCGCUAUUCUUUCCACCAACUUCCACCUACGCUGUCCAAACAAAGAAUGUAACCACUAUCUCACCCGUUAUGGCAUCGUUGGUCGUCCUCGUAGAGUUGUUGAAAUUGACGACUGUUUCUGGCUUAUUGGAUACAACUAUGGGUGUCGGAAGAGCCCUGAUGGUUGUGGUCUGCGUUUGCGCUCGUGGGACCAACGAGUGCUUGAUCAACUGCCACCAGAGCUAGCCGAUGAGUUUCCGGCCUAUCUGACAUGGCGGAGCGGACUUUCCAAGCAAGCUUUUGGUGUUGUGCGAUCAUGCUUCCAAUACGGUGUGGGCUCUGCAGAGCUGUCCGACCUGUUUCGAAUGCAGCAUUUACGACGCUAUGACAAACUUCGCUUGCAGUACUUGCGAGCCAAGUACAAGGAGAUGUUGCUGGGUGGGCAAUUCUAUGAGGUCUUUCCGCCGUUCCAGGAUCGUUCGGCGAGAGGUUACCAUGGGUUUACCCCAAGUGGUCAGUGGCUUCGGGACCUAUAUGAUGGGUAUAUCGAGUCGAAGCGGGACACAAUCAACCAGCAUAUGGCAAUGCUCUCUGCUCGUAUCUGUGCUAUUGACCAUAGUCACAAGCUUGCGAAACACGUUUUCAAGGUUGAUGGUGUCCCCAUCUUUACCGCACUGCUCACAGUCACCAACGAAAAAGGCGAAAUUCGUGUUUGUGUUUUUGUGGCUACCAAGUCUCAUUCGCAAUUUGAUGAUGCACUUCGGCGACUUGCAGAUGACCUUGUCGUGUAUGGUCACAACUUGCCAGAGGUUUUCUACACGGACAACAUGGUUGACAAGGCGAUGCUUGAAAGGAUUUUCCCUUCCCUUCUCGAAAAUGUUGUUCCGGUUGACAAAUACGCACAUCUCCCUCUUCUCGAGACACCUGAUUUUGUCCGCAACCCAACAGUGCUGGAUGAUGAGGCGAUGAUUAACAAUGCAAUGAGGGCUAUCCUCGAUGAUGUUCCUGCUGGUCGUGAGCUUGUCAUCGGGUUUGAUUCUGAAUGGAAUGUGGACAUGACGCAGUAUGGCCGCUUUGGUGGGCGCAGUCCUCCUGCUGUCUUGCAGAUCGCAUAUCAAAACUCUGUUUUCAUACUCAAGGUUGGCGAGAUGCUCUCCCGACAGCGGCUUCCGGAACAGCUGGUGAAUCUCUUGCGACAUAGUCAGGUUGUCAAGGCAGGUCGUCAAGUCAAUGCUGAUCUGCGACGGCUUGCUGCUGCUGCUGGCUUUCCAGCUGACCACUUUCCUGGUGCUCUUGACCUUGCAAUGUUUGCCAAGGAGCGCUUCCUGAUCAAGAAAGCCACCCUCUCCCUUGCUGAUCUUAUUGCAUCCCUGCUCAAUCAGUCCCUUCCAAAGCCAUUUGCUGAGCGUAUCAGCAGUAAUUGGUCGGACUCAGAACUGAGCCAAGCACAACUCGAAUAUGCAGCACGUGAUGCAUAUGCCUCACUUCUCCUCUAUAACGAAAUCGUCAAAACACCACGCCCAUCAUCUGGUUUGGACACCUUACUUCUACCUGGCACGUCGAUCAUGUUGUUGACCGAUGACAAUAAACAGACCGCUGCGGAAGGUGUCAUUUCUCCGAAUGCUUCCCUUUCCCAAUUCCAGAAUACCAAUAUCACCGCCACUCGCACUGUGGUUACGAUUCAGAAGGUUUUGACUCCAGGAGCUAUUAUCGGAAUCAAUAAAGACUCAAAUGGAAACAAACUCUCACUCAGUCACUUCGGUGUAGCCCCAUUCGAUAUUCUCGCUCAUCGCUCUCACAUUCGCAUUGUCUCAUCUAUGGCUCAACCUCUAGACAUAGAUUCAAAUUCAUCGUCCAUCUCUACUGAUGUGUUACCCAGCACUGAGACUGCUGAUGGUGCUGAUGAUGAUCUCGUCAGUGCACUCGAAGGGCUCGAUGAUGGUGACAUUGAUGACUCUCCACCAAUAACACCCAACUUGGCGGAGGCUGAUGCGGAGAGUGCAGCAGUGGCUUUGGAAACUCUUGGUCCCGAAGCACCUCCAAGUUGGGCUUUUGCAAUACGGAGCCGUAUCCUUAAGGAUAUUUUCCAUGUAUUUCAUAUGAUUUAUAUCUCUCGCAUGCAUGGUCUUCGACUCGCAUUCAUCAAUGACCUCCGAGAUGCAUGUCUCAUUCCACAUCCCACCGACAAGGCCCGUAUCGAAAUCUAUCUGGCUACUCGUGGCCUCACAUGGGCCGAUAUGCUUCGGUACAAUCCAAAAUGGCUUUGGCGACAUUGUCGUCGGACUAUUCCCCCUCCCGAAGAGUUGUAUCCACUGGUGCACCGUGUAUUUAUGCUGUACGGACCGCUCAAGGAUGCAAAAACCGGUCUUCCACUCUUCAAUUCAGCCGCAUGGAAAAUCGCAAAGAACAUUUUGGAGCUGGUGCGAAAUGGUCAUGUGUCUGAUGUGCCUGGUGUUGCCCUCUAUUUUCUUCUUGGCUUUGACAAGAAAGCUGGUGGUCUGCCGCUCUAUCGCUGUAUUCGGGGCACUAACAUGGUCGAGGGUGGUGUUCAUACACAUUUGCUUGCAAAGUUACCCUCCCGUGGAGCCUCUGUUCGCCACAUGGUGGCCUGUCUCCUUGACUUUGUUCUGCGACACAAUCUCACUGUUGGCCACUUCAACUCAACUGGGCGAAAAUUUGCUGGUCACGACUCGAUUUGGCUGUCGAACAAAAUUCAAGAACUCGAAAUUGCACUAGGCGAACACUACAACAAGGCCCCACUCUCACUCCCUUGGGUUAACGGCAAUCUCUACGUCAAAUCUAAGCAGACAGUUGGUAUUAUUCACCUCCCUGCCUCUGUUUGUUCCUCAGUCGACAUCCAACCCUUCCGCGAAACACAUGACACCAAGCAGAAGCAGGCGUACCUCGCCAAGAUGCAGGGCACACGUAAACCCGUUCUUCCUGUUCAUACCGUUGCAGAGAAGAAGUUGUUCACCAAGUUGAUGCUCACCUCCACCGCAUUUCAAAGGUGCAAGACUUCCAUCUCUACUGAGGCUACAAUUGAAUGGAACCGUGUGGCUGCUGAAACUGCUGAUAUCUAUUACAAGCUCGAAGAACAAUUAACAGCAUACUUCAACGGCCCAUACAAAGAUUCUGCCAACAUCCGUAUCUCCUGUGCUCGUGUGCAAGAGCAGACUGCUCCAUUGCAAAAGGAGCUCGACAAUCGAACAACUUACGCUGUGCACGCACCUGCGAGCGAGCUUGUAGCGCCUCAAGUCACAUCAGGCUUCACCGAUGAGGGUCCCCAUGUGCCAACCGAGUCUGAAUCUACCUACGCACAACAACAUGCUGCUUCUCAUGCAAUGUCUAUAUCGGCUGCCAGUCAAGUCGUUCACACAAGUAAGAAACGCGCUGCCGAAGAUGCACUUCAUGGCCAGCCAGCGCCAAAGAAGGCACGUAACGGACGAUCAUGUAUUCGAUGUGGGAGGGAGGAUGGGUGUGCCGGUCGGGGUUCAUGGUUCCUUUGCACGAAUCCAUGUCGCGACUGUGGGAGGAAAAGCACUAAGGAGUGUGUUGGGCGGACGUCGAAGAACAAGACGCGAAAGAGAUGUUCACCACAGAACCCAUACCCACCUUCGAUGUUGGAGGGCAGUGAAUUAACAGACAAGGUUUGCAGGCUCUUCGGAUUAGCACGGCACGAAAAGUCGACGCAGAAAAGAUUAGAAUUAAACAAGUAG
Mycena indigotica is the source of this 4245-nucleotide messenger RNA. RefSeq names its product 3'-5' exonuclease domain-containing protein. Gene Ontology annotation, biological process: nucleobase-containing compound metabolic process. The record is from RefSeq and is a predicted model, not a curated record. The transcript has 7 exons. Gene Ontology annotation, molecular function: nucleic acid binding; 3'-5' exonuclease activity. Lineage: Eukaryota; Fungi; Basidiomycota; Agaricomycetes; Agaricales; Mycenaceae. Bases 1 to 4245 code for a protein of 1414 amino acids.